Molecule: messenger RNA, 1044 nt
Organism: Penicillium macrosclerotiorum
Lineage: Eukaryota; Fungi; Ascomycota; Eurotiomycetes; Eurotiales; Aspergillaceae
Product: class I SAM-dependent methyltransferase
Exons: 11
Coding region: 1-1044 (347 amino acids)
Molecular function (GO): methyltransferase activity
Source: RefSeq, a predicted model, not a curated record
AUGACGCUGGACGAACAGAUUACCCCUGAUCCGGAUUUGCAUCUGUCGAAAGACAUCACAGAUCCCGAUGAUUGGCAAUCGGAGACCACCUCGCUUGCCUCGACGAUCUGCAAAGGUCUUCUUGAAAAUGGUCGAAGAUACCAAACCCUGAGGGCUACAGACUCUCAUGUUCCAUCCGAUGACCAGAUGUUUGAGACUUAUGAACUUUCGCACUUGCUUGCGUUCAUCAUAGAUUCUCACCUUCCAAACCCUCUGUUUCAAGCGCCAGUGAAAACACCGAAGAACAUUCUUGAUAUCGGAACUGGAAAGGGUUCAUGGGCCAUUGAUGUUGCCGACAUGUUUCCGGAAGCAACUGUCCGUGGUGUGGAUCUCUUCCCACCCCCGGUCACUUGGCUUCCACCAAACUGCGUCUUAGAGGUGGACGAUAUUCUUCAACCGUGGACCUGGCGUGAGCCUUUUGAUUUGGUUCAUCUGCGGCUGCUUGACUCUGCAUUUACGCCCGAGGAAACCGACCUCGUGUAUAAGCAAUGUUUUGAACAUAUUCGACCUGGCGGAUGGAUCGAGCAGCUCGAGAUGAGCUCUUUUGUCGACUGCGACGAUGGAAGUAUGCCUGAGGAUAGUAUCCUCAGAGGCUGGGGUCCUAGAUUCACCCUCGCCGCCGACAAAGCAAACAGACCCCUUGGUAUCAUGCGAACUUUCCGUGAGUCCAUUGAGAAGGCUGGGUUUGUAGAUGUCCAUAUCAAAGAUUACAAGUGGCCCAUCGGCCCCUGGGCCAAGGACAAGCAGUUGAAAGAGGUGGGCGCGGUCAAUUUCCGACACUGGCAGACUGGAAUGGAGGGGUACGGCAUGUGGCUAUUGACCAAGUUUGGCGACCCUGUGCCCUGGACCAAGGAAGAAGUACAGGUCUAUGUGGCUAAGAUGCGGAAGGAAUUGUCUAACCCUCGCAUCCAUGUUUAUCAAAAGGCGAGAAGAAUCUGGGCUAGAAAGCCUCUCGAAGGCGAGAAGGUUAAAAAAGAGGAAGAGGAGAUUAAACAGGAGAAAUAA